UGGCAGCGUGGCCCUCUCAGGCUUCUCUCUGACGCACAUUUACGCAGCACUUGGCUUAUUUAUUCGUCGUGAAACGAAAAUCUCCGAGCGAUUAUGAUUUAACGGAAAGAUCGUCCGCAAACUAGAACGCCUGAGAGACUCAACGUUUCUAUGACGAUGGCGUCGAAGGAGGGAUAUCGGCUUGAACAAGAAGCGUUUGUUUCUAAUCACGAAGGCUCGACAUGGCAAGAGGUAAUUUUCACGCUUUUACCGAACGUUUGCGGCAUCUUGUUGACAACAACGACUCUGGGAGUUCUUAGGAAAUAUAUCGACAGGAAUGUGACAGUCGUCGUUGAAUUCAUACUGAUUGUCAUCCCGACUAUCUUGUGCUGUACCGUCCUGUCAGAACACAUCAUUAGCGUAUGCAUAGUAAUGAUAUUUAUCUCCACACUGAAUAUGUGGUUGUUAGGAAAUAAGAGCAUUCAACUUUCUAAGUUGGAUGUGCGACCGAUCACCGGUAAAAGACCCUUCAUAACUAACUUUCGCGCCUUAACUAAUAUUAUAACUGCGAUUUGUAUAUUGGCAGUUGACUUUCGAGUCUUUCCGCGAAAGUUUGUCAAAACAGAAGUGUAUGGAUAUAGUUUAAUGGACACGGGUGUCGGGCUGUUUAUAUUAGCUAAUGCUUUGGUUGCGCCAGAAGCUCGAGACUUUUCCACUUCUCGUCAAACAGAAUUUCAGGAGACCCUGACGAAGAAUAUAAAAAAUUGUUUCCGAAGCUGUAUACCUCUCUUAGUGUUAGGCUUUGGGCGUUUUGUAGCAGUCGAGUUAACGGGAUAUCAGAAGCAUGUUACCGAAUAUGGCGUUCAUUGGAAUUUUUUUGUAACUUUAGCUGUUGUUAAGUUGUUCACUAGUAUGAUUACCAGUACGAUUAACUCCAAGUAUUCGCUAUUCUCAGGUGCUUGGAUAUUGGGUAUGCACGAGUAUAUUAUGACUACAAAAGGGUUAAGUACAUGGGUUUUAGGAGAUGCUCCAAGAGAUGAUUUUUUCUCUGCCAAUCGAGAGGGCUUAGUUUCUGUACCUGGUUACGUAGGUCUGUAUUUCAUUGGUGUGGCUGUUGGAAGAUUAAUCCAUUCCACGUAUCAAAGUUCACAUACAAAAUCGAACAUGAAGAUUUCUGUAAAACUAUGUGGUCUUAAAUUUGAAGCAAGUUAUAACGAGUCCAUGUUGUUAUGUAUUAAGUUAUAUUUGAUAUCUGUAUUAGCUUAUAUCGCAUUGGUAUUAUGCAAUUCAUAUUCAAAGGUUUCAAGAAGACUAGUCAAUGUUGGAUAUUGUAUAUGGAUAUUGACUUUGACAACUACACUGCUUAAUUUGUUAUUAUAUGUAGAGAUUCUACUAGAUAUAACUAAUUAUGCAGCAAAUGAACCAUGCAAUGAAAACAGAACAAAAAAAUUGAGUAAAAAUUCGCGAUUAAAUUUAAAGAAAAAUGUUGAGAGUGAGAGGAGAGAAAAUACAGAAUGUGUAGUUAAAAGAUCUUUGGAAAUUUGUGAUGCUGUAAAUUAUAAUGGCCUAUUUUUCUUCCUUCUUAGUAAUGUUUUGACUGGUCUUGUCAAUAUGUUAAUGUGCACAUUAUAUGUAAAACAGUUGUUAACUAUAUUAAUAUUAAUUAUUUACAUGGCUAUAAGUAUAUUUUCUACAUUGAUACUUUACAGAUUACAAAUACCAAUUAAAUUGUGAAAUGUAUGCAAAAACUAUAAUAAGCCAAUUUUUAUGAA
Messenger RNA from Camponotus floridanus (Florida carpenter ant), 1751 nucleotides. RefSeq lists its product as uncharacterized. The transcript is spliced from 2 exons. Gene Ontology annotation, biological process: GPI anchor biosynthetic process; protein localization to plasma membrane. Gene Ontology annotation, cellular component: membrane; endoplasmic reticulum. Gene Ontology annotation, molecular function: glucosaminyl-phosphatidylinositol O-acyltransferase activity. The coding region runs from base 151 to 1713 and encodes 520 amino acids. The record is from RefSeq and is a predicted model, not a curated record. NCBI's taxonomy places the organism in Eukaryota, Metazoa, Arthropoda, Insecta, Hymenoptera, Formicidae.